Messenger RNA from Fraxinus pennsylvanica, 1638 nucleotides. The record is from the annotation of a GenBank genome assembly. NCBI's taxonomy places the organism in Eukaryota, Viridiplantae, Streptophyta, Magnoliopsida, Lamiales, Oleaceae.
AUGGAGAGAGAGACAUUCAAUGCAUCUCAUAUUUGUGAUACUGAUAAUGAUCAGGGAUGGAAUCAUGCAGAACUACCUUACAUGCAUAUAGGGAGGGCUGGUGUUUCUGAAACCAAUUCUCUGGUUCGUCCCAUGGAUAAUAUUACAAUUCCAGGUGGUCAUUUUGCUUCUCAGUGGACUCCUGCUCCAAGGUCGAGUGCAUACUCUUCCUCAAUUCUCAAUUCUGAAAUGCGACAUUAUCCACCACAGGCUCCUGGUUUAUACUGUGAUCCAUUUCUUCAUCACUCUGCUAAUGGAACCUUCCAUAUGCAUCAAGAAAAUUAUUCUCAUCAUGCAUCUUCAUCCAAUCUUGGGGGGCAAACGGUCCCUGGGGUAGAUGGUGGCUUUUUUGAUCAGAGAAUGGGCAAUGAAAGAGUACCAUACAAGCGAAAAAGCCCUGGAAACCCUCCAGUGUGCGAGAGAGGCAUUACAGGCAGAUGUUACAAUGUUGGAAGUUCAUCCAAUCUCUCCUUGCCUAGUGACUCAUGGCAGGAGAAGCGGAGUACAGAAUCUCAUCCUGCACUUUGGGAGCGUCCUCCCUGUUAUAGAGGUAAUAAUAGCCUCUCUAUGGGCACUGAAGGUAUGCCGAGGAAUGUGAGAAUUAGACCUUCAGUUGACUUGGAAACCAAUUUGGCCAGGACCCACUUUUCAAGCAAUCCUGUGCAUCCUUCUCUUUCUAGUCAGUCUUCUGAUCAAUCUAGACCAGCAGAUUUCUGGGGACACAGUUCAAAUGCUCCAACAAGGGAAUGGAAUCAUAGCCUCAUAUCACCUUCUGGUCGUGGGAUGGCUUUUGCCUCGGGUUCCAGUUUCUUGAGUCAUGAUCCUAACUCACAAAAUGCGGUGAACAGUCAUCCUGCUGCUUCCCUUGAGAUUGGGGGGUACCACAACGAUGUUGCCUCAAACAGAAACACUGUUCCUCAAAAUGUACAAAGCAACAUGGGUCAAUCUGCUAGAGGAGUUCGAAGCAGUUGCAGCCAAAGGUCUGCCCCAACUUUCAGGGCUGGUUCAAGCAACCUCCGCCCUGGACAUGUGGCUGUGUCGGAUGAAGGGCCGCAAAUGGUUGCGGAAAGUUAUCACAUGAGACAACCACGAGCCUUUUCCACCAUAAGAUUGCGCAACAUUGACAGAAAUGGAAGAACUUUGAUGUCUAGUGACAGACACAGAUCAUUUACUGGGGAGGCAAGUCUCCAGGAUCAGCUGACACCUGAGGGUGUCAUGGUUGUUGACCACUCCAUAUAUUAUGGAUCCAGAAGUCUGUACGAUCAGAAUAGAGACAUGAGACUUGACAUUGACAAUAUGAGCUACGAGGAACUCCUUGCACUGGGGGAGAGGAUUGGCAAUGUAAACACUGGCUUGUCUGAUAAUUUAAUUGCGAUGUGUUUGAUGGAGUCAAUGAAUUGUUCAGACCAAUUCCAACAAGGGACGUGUGUUAUCUGUCUGGAAGAAUACAACAACACGGAUGAUGUCGGGAGGCUGAAAGUAUGCAGCCAUGAUUUUCACGUCGCCUGUAUCCGAAAAUGGUUGUCAAUCAAGAACAUGUGUCCUAUCUGCAAGGCUUCUGCUUGGGAGGACAGUGUGAAGGAGAAAUUAUGUAUUUAA